AUGGAUGCUUUGGGCAGUCUGCUUCCUCCCGUGGUUGGAAAUGGUGAUACGGCUAAUUCACAAGAAUUACAAAAACUUCUGAUUGACGAAAAAAUGCGAUGUGAACACCAUAAAGCAAAUUAUCAAACUAUAAAGGCGGAACAUCUAAGAUUGCAGGAGGAAUAUACAAAAUCACAAGAUGAACUGAAGCGGUUGUUGGUUGAAAAGCAGACUGUACAUGACAAAUUUCAGAUUCUUCUUGCUGAAUAUCGAGAGGAGUUGCUGGGUAAAACACAAGAGCUGGAAAAACUGAAGAUGCAGGUGCUAACUCCUCAAAAAUUAGAACUGUUAAAAGCACAAAUAGAGCAGGAAUUGGAAUCUCCUAUGACAGAACGUUAUCGGAAGCUGGAAAAUGAAGUGGAAAAAUACAGAACAGAAUAUAACAAACUUCGUUAUGAACAUACUUUUCUGAAAUCAGAAUUUGAACAUCAAAAAGAAGAGCAUGCACGUAUUUUGGAAGAGAAGAAAAUAAAAUACGAGGCUGAGAUUGCAAGGCUGGAUAAAGAUAAAGAAGAACUCCAUAAUCAGCUGCUUAGUAUUGAUCCCACGAAGGACAGUAAACGUGUGGAGGCACUCUCUAGAGAAAAGGCACAACUGUAUCAGAAAUUAAAAGGCUUAGAAGCAGAAGUAGCAGAACUACGAGCAGAAAGAGACAAUUGUGGUGUGCAAGCAGAAAAUGUUCAAAGAGUACAAGUACGACAAUUAGCUGAGAUGCAGGCUCUGACAAGGUCUCUAGAGGCAGAAAAGAAGUCUGCUGAACUACAGAUUGAUCGAAUUGAGAAAGAACUGCGGAUGAGUCAUGAGCAAAACAUUCUCUUAACUAGCAAGCUUCACAAAUCUGAACGAGAAGUCAAUUCAUUAGCUGCUAAAGUAAAAGAACUUAAACAUUCACAUAAACUGGAAGUAACAAAUGUCAAACUGGAGGCAGCAAGAACAAAGAGUGAGGUAGAAAGAGAGAGAAACAAGAUUCAAAGUGAAAUGGAUGGAUUGCUGUCAGACAAGGAAAUUCUUAAGGCAGCUGUUGAACGUCAUAAGGUGCUUUUAGUAGAAAAGGAUCGGGAGCUAAUUCGUAAAGUGCAAGCUGCCAAAGAGGAAGUUUUUGAAAAAAUUGCAGCCUUACAGGAUGAAAAGUUAGAGCUCGAGAACAGAUUAGCUGAUCUAGAGAAGAUGAAACUGGAACAAGAUACUUGGAGACAAUCUGAAAAGGUUCAGUAUGAAGAAAAGCUACGUGUUGUACAGAUGGCAGAAGAAUCUAGCAAAAAGGAACUUCAGCGUUUGCGAUUAAAAAUUCAACAGCAAGCUAUUCAGACAGAGGAGUUGGAAGAAAAGAAACGUGAAAGUGCUGAUCUGAAACAGCAAAUGCAUGACAUACAACUCCAACUUGCCUCAGUUUCUCAAUCAGAAAAUGAUUUACUGGAGUCUAAUCAGAAGCUGAAGGAAAUAAUAGAAAGAUUGAAACAAGAAUGUCAACAUGCAAGGACUCAGGCAGAAAAAGCUCAACUGGAAACAGAGAAGUAA
Phaethon lepturus (White-tailed tropicbird) is the source of this 1557-nucleotide messenger RNA. RefSeq names its product centrosomal protein 83kDa (gene CEP83). Gene Ontology annotation, cellular component: centrosome. The transcript is spliced from 11 exons. Bases 1 to 1557 code for a protein of 518 amino acids. Lineage: Eukaryota; Metazoa; Chordata; Aves; Phaethontiformes; Phaethontidae. The record is from RefSeq and is a predicted model, not a curated record.